Somion occarium is the source of this 1221-nucleotide messenger RNA. Lineage: Eukaryota; Fungi; Basidiomycota; Agaricomycetes; Polyporales; Cerrenaceae. The record is from the annotation of a GenBank genome assembly.
CAGCCAAUCGUUUCGUUCUCAAUUAUGUCCUCUGUAGAAAAAUGUCCUGUCGACCACGGCUCAAUGCCAUCUUCGUCGUCAGAUAAAUGCCCAGUCGAUCAUAGCACGCGUUGGUCAUGGACAAAUCUCUUCGGUUCCUCCAAAGACACGUCCAAUUCACACCCUCCCGCUCACCAGCCCAAUGUUACAUCACAUCAUACAUCGAUUCUCCCUACAGAACGAGAAAUAUCGUCGAUACCCAGGGCAGACGGUGCCAAAUGGGUGUACCCUUCUGAGCAACAGUUCUAUUCUGCUAUGGCGCGGAAGAACCACAAUCCACAAGCAUCUGACAUGAAAGUCAUCGUCCCGAUUCAUAACGCUGUUAAUGAACGGGCUUGGGCUGAGCUUAUGAAAUGGGAAGAUGGCCAGGGAGGAGACAAAUGUGGUGGGGUGAAGCUCGUUAGUUUCAAGGGCAAGCCAAACGAGAGGACUCCAAAAGCUCGAUGGAAGAUGCUCUUAGGGUAUUCACCACCCUUUGACCGGCAUGAUUGGGUCGUAGACCGUUGUGGGACCCGCGUUCGAUACAUCAUCGACUUCUACACUGGUCGUGCGGGGUCAGCGGCGGGUAAUCUGUCCUUCUACUUAGAUGUUCGUCCUGCUUUGGACAAUUGGGAAGGCGUCCGACUGAGAACAGCGAAGUUCUGGCAUCGCUGGACCGACAAGAUUCGGGCACCUUCGACGUCUUCGACACCGACACCGUCGCCAAAAAGUAGUGCCUAAGUCACGCCCUACUUAUCUGGGGGAUAUACUAGCAUAUAGACUACAUGUAAUGCAUAAUCACCCACACCAUUCUACGCAAAGAAUACUCUGAGUGAUAUAGAAAACACUACCGUUUACUCUUCUUCGACUUUUUGAAUGGCGGCUUUUCCGGUUCGUCCUCGCUUUCACUACCAUCCGCAUCGCUGCCAGAUGCAUAGUCAGCUUCCUCCUCUUCACUGAUCUCUUCCUCGUCAUCCCAUUCUCCUUCAUUCUCAUAAUCCGCCUGCCCCUCUUGCUUGCCGUCUUCGCUCAAUUCUUCGUCCAAUUCCUCAUCUUCGUCGUCACCCUCCUUAUCACCACCUGUUUCACCCUCUGCUUUCUUCCGCUGCACAUUCCUCUCCUGUUCUUCUCGCCUCUGUUUCCUUAGUUUCUCCUUGGCUGCAUGUUCAGCUUUCUGAGCCACAAUCUCAGCCUUGGACCUUU